AGGUGUUUCGGCUCAAAGAUCGGGCAAUCCCAGGCGCCGCGCCGCAUAUCCGACGCCCCGAAUUCCCGCCCCAUGUCCUUCUUCGACCAGCUCCGGAACACUGCGCAGGAAGCGCAGGAGACGCAGCGGGCUCAGGAGAUGGCAGCAGUUCAGCGGUUCAUCAAGUUCUGGGUAAAGAAAUUCCAGAACGAAUGCGCAGCUGCAGCGCGCCGAGGUGGCACCCGCGCUUCGAAGAAGCUGCGUCAGAAAGACAUCCCGCACGGAGAAUAUUACAACAUGGACCGUGAUGCCGUGGCCCAGGAGCUGGCGGAGAGCCUGCGGAACCUAGGCGCCCAAGUGCAAGUGGACGCGUGCUGGCCUGGGGUUGCUGACAUCACCGCCGAGUGGGGCCAAGCACCGACCUCACCUCCCGAGGCCAAGGCCACAACCGGCCACGUCGGAAGCUGCCCAAUCUGCAUGGAGACCCGGCCCGUGGUGGCGCUGGUGCCUUGCGGCCACACGGUCUGCGGCACGUGUUGCAGGAGCCACGACCUGCGGCAGUGCCCGCUGUGCAGAAGGCAGGUCACCACAGCCACGGAGGGCCUCUUCGUUUAGUGAGCCGCAGUGAGAGGCAGUCUGGAGCCUGACUUCGAUAAAGCACCAUGG
Messenger RNA from Effrenium voratum, 645 nucleotides. Lineage: Eukaryota; Dinophyceae; Suessiales; Symbiodiniaceae. The record is from the annotation of a GenBank genome assembly.